AUGAAGUUUCCCCGGGACUGUGGCUGCGACCGUGCCCGCGCCGGCCGCCGCCGGCCGCCCGCCCUCCGCGCCGCGCUGCUGCUGCCGCCGCUGCUGCUGCUGCUGCUGGUGCCGCGGGCCGCCGCCGCCCCGCUGCCCAACGCCGACUCCUCGGGGGAGGCAGAGCUGGAAGAGGCGGCGGAUCGGCGGGCGGCGCUGCCCAACAGCCUGAAUCUGGCGCGGCUGCUGCACGAGCGGGCGACACAGCUGCAGAACGAGAUGUGCGAGAAGUUUACCGUCUGCCAGAACAGCAUGGAAAUGCUCCUCCACAACAACCUCAACCUCCCCAAGGUGACGGAGGAAGAUGGGUGUCUGCUCGCCGGCUUUAAUGAGGAUAAAUGUUUGAGAAAAAUCUCCAGUGGGCUUUAUACAUUUCAGACAUACCUCAAAUACAUACAAGAAACUUUUAUUAGUGAAAACCAAAAUGUUGAAUCGCUAUCCUACAAUACAGAGCACCUGGCACAAAUCAUAAAACAGAUGGUGAUCAAUCCCGAAGAAGUGAUCAUCCCAGAUGCAGCUACCCAGGAAUCCCUCCACACAAAGCUGAAGUCCACUACGGCCUGGACAAAGAAAAUCACCAUCCAUCUCAUCCUCCGAGACUUUACUUCAUUUAUGGAGAAGACAGUGAGGGCCGUGCGCUAUUUGAAAAACACCAGGAGUUUCAGUGCUUGAAUGUUUUAGUUCAGGCACAAUCCUUUGGUUACAAAUCUGUCAGGUGGCAGAUAACAGUGUUGUUCUGUUUUAAGAACUAGAAAUAGUAACAAUGGUUGGAUCUAUAUACAUUCCCAUUUCCUUUUAGGAACUUAUUUAUUGUAUUUAAGAUAUUUAUUAGGUUUUAAUAUUUUUUAUUUAUAUUUUCAAUAUUUAGAAAUAAUUUAAACAAAUUAUGUAUUUUAUUUCCUGUCUAAUGGUACUAUUCAGAUAUAAACUUAUUUAAUAUGUAUUCAAAAAAAAUUUUCAGAACCCAGAAA
Messenger RNA from Melospiza melodia melodia, 1010 nucleotides. RefSeq names its product interleukin 6 (gene IL6). Gene Ontology annotation, cellular component: extracellular region; interleukin-6 receptor complex. The coding region runs from base 1 to 711 and encodes 236 amino acids. Gene Ontology annotation, molecular function: interleukin-6 receptor binding; cytokine activity. The transcript is spliced from 4 exons. Gene Ontology annotation, biological process: positive regulation of receptor signaling pathway via JAK-STAT; immune response; T-helper 17 cell lineage commitment. The record is from RefSeq and is a predicted model, not a curated record. NCBI's taxonomy places the organism in Eukaryota, Metazoa, Chordata, Aves, Passeriformes, Passerellidae.